Molecule: messenger RNA, 7194 nt
Organism: Pecten maximus
Lineage: Eukaryota; Metazoa; Mollusca; Bivalvia; Pectinida; Pectinidae
Exons: 3
Coding region: 14-3199 (1061 amino acids)
Biological process (GO): fatty acid biosynthetic process
Molecular function (GO): fatty acid synthase activity
Source: RefSeq, a predicted model, not a curated record
CAAUCUGUGCGACAUGCUGAGAAGUUUAUACCCAAAGGGACAGUCAAUCAGGCUUCUUGAUGUGGUAGACAACACCAUUUCAGAAACCUUCAGAGAUUUAGAACAGACUGAUGCUGUGAUAUUUGUUCCAGAUGCAUUCAAUCAAAGAAAAUGCAGAAACGAUUUGUUUAGUCGUGUUUGCAACAACUGCAAUGCCUUUCUUAACGUCAUGAAAAGAAUGAAGGACGGGGACACCCCUGUGGUAAUAAUCACUGAAAAUACACAAGCAAACACCUCUGAAAUGGUCGCUGAUAAAAAUGUAAUAGGUGCCGAAUUGUGGGGUUUUACUAGAUCCUUAAGACAAGAGGGAACACAAUGUCGAAUGAUUCUGGUAGACGUGCAGCCCACAGUUUCCUCUCAAUUGGACAUAUUGUACAAAACUAUUGAAAGUCUGACAUCCGACCCCGUUUCAUCAUUUAAUGAAUGUCAAAUCGUUGAUGGGCAGGUACAUAGCUGUAUUCUUCAGCGACGAUCACAAAAAGGCUUACAGAAUGAGGAAAGAGUAUUAUCUACUGACACACAGUUUGACUUCCAGUUACGGUCUGUCAACUCGGACAGUAUUGAGAGCGCUUUCCUAGUGCCCGGUGAUCACUCCUGUGAGAUAGGAAAUAAUGAGGUCAGCCUUGUGGUUGAGAAAAUAUGUAUCCACUCGCCAACAGAGUUGGAAACGAGUGUCAGCAAAUCGCUUUGGUCGGAGUACAAAGGCGGAUAUCCAGUUUUUGGGUUAGAGGUCCUAGGUACAAUCACUUCCACAUCCAGAUCAAGGCGCGUUGUUGCAUGUUACCCAUCGAAAAUUACCAAAAACAUUUGCGUCCCAAAACAAUGUGUGUGUGACCUAGCCAGCUUGCCAAUGUACACACCCGGUCUCAUUAUAAAGUCCAUGCUCAUAUGGGCUAUUAUUGAGAAGGUCAAACGCAGAUCUACUGUUUGUAUUUUGACUGAAACAGACCCGUCUAAAGACGGGGAGGUCUUCCUUCUCCGUAACAUGCUUGAGAGUGUCAAGUGCAGCAAAGUUCGAAUCGCAUCAUUCGACUUCAUUAAUGCCGACCACCAACUAGAGGGAGACGACGUGUUUGUACUGUUGCAAGCAUAUCCACAACCAAAAAUAGCAUGUAUUCUACGGCCAGGGAAUACUAUUUUGUGCUAUGAUAAUGUGAUGCACAGCCUAUCAAAUACAAACAUUCAGCUGAGUUCGCAACAAAUAAGAUUACAUGUUGUAACAAAGAAGAGGGUGUUUGAAGAAAACAAUGUUGUUAUCACAUUUCCAAAAGUAAUCAGCUGGCUGAAAAAGCAGCGAAAAUCUCUAAACCUUCCAGAAGAUGUCGUAAAUUCACUACAGUUAAAAACCAUCAAUAUCACCGAUACAAAGUUUGGGAAUGCUAUGGGUGUGAGCACUAAAGCAGCGGCCGGAAAGAUAUUCCGCAAAAGCGCAACCUAUGUUGUUGUCGGUGGAUUGACAGGCCUUGGUUGGGAUAUCGUCAAAUGGCUUGGCAAAAAAGGCGCUGGCGUUGUAGUACCUCUUUCAAGAAGAGGUAUCAAUCCACAUAUGAGAGAUCAGCUCCAAAAUGCAAUGGACGUACACAAGUAUACAAUUGUGCCAUUAACUUGCAAUGUUGCGAAUAUAGAUGAUGUAGAAAAGGCAUUUUCUGCCAUCAAGCUACAAUUUCCAAAUCAUCUUAUCAAAGGUAUAUUCCAGGGAGCUGGAGUGCUACGGGAUACUCGUAUUGAAAAUAUGAGUAAGGAUAACUUAAGAGAAGUAUUAGAGCCAAAGGUUUUAGGAGCCUGGAACCUACAUUUAGUGUCUAAGGAAUUAGUGUUGGAUUUCUUCGUUAUGCAUUCUUCAACAACCUCUGUCUUUGGAAAUGCCGGACAGACCAAUUACGGAGCUGCCAAUUCGUUCAUGGAUUCAUUGGCCCUGUACAGAAGAGCCAACAACCUGCCUGGACAGACAAUAAACUGGGGAGCUUUGGCGGUAGGAAUGGCGAAUGAGGAGACCAUCAGAAAUAACUUAGAAGCACAAGGAAUGUAUGUGCUUGAAACAGAAAAGAUAAGAGAAUGCCUUAUGGAUUCCUUAAUUCGUAACUCAUGUCAAGCCAUAUUUGGUUUGUUUGACUGGAGCGUUAUCAGGGAAAACCUCGCUUUAAUGCGGACUAAUAUCUUUGACAAGGAGGGGAGAUCUGAUAUAAAUCAAUCGUCGUUAGUUCGAAGGCGCGAAAUCAACACUGUGUUGGAUAUUUCUGAACUCAAAACGAAAUCAUAUGAGGAUCAGAGAAAUACUCUUGUAUAUCUAUUGCUAAGAUGUUUUUCGGAAGUGUUGUCGAUAGAUGAAAGUGACAUUGAAGAAAACCAAAACCUCCUCAGUCUUGGUAUGGAGUCACAAAAAUCUGUUGAAUUAAUCCAGAUUGUACAUGAGGCUACGGGUUGUCGACUUCCUGAUGAUUAUAUCCUGUCUCCUGACUACACCGUAGCCAUGGUUAUCGACUUUGUGCAUUCCAAAAUUAUUUAUAACAAUACCAAAGACAAGGAUGAAAGUUCUGAAAACAAAGAUGAUGUCCAUGGAUCACCAACAUGGAUGCAGAAGCUCUACAUUGACAUGCGUGAAAGUCAUCCCCUUGACUCGAGUCUUUGGUUCAGUAUUGAUUUCAAACUGGGAAGCGGUCUAUCGAAUAUUGAUCUUUGGCGUAAUGUCCUGCGAUGGAUCACAAUAAGAAACCAAGAUCUAAGAACUUUCUACCGUUCUACAAAUCAACGAAUUAGAUUUGGUAUGAAAAGGCAUGUUUUGGAUCCAGAGGACGCCAGAAUAGAUUUGCGAGUGGUUGACUCCUGCGAGCUCAAAAGGGAGUGGACAGAUAGGGAUGUUGUCAAUUAUUGCACAUUCGACAUCUCUACAGAUCCACCAUUGAGGAUUAUUUACGGUAAUACUGGCAGGGAACACCAUAUUAGGUUCAUCAUGAGUCAUAUUACCUUUGAUUUACAGAGUUUCUUCAUGUUGAUGCCGCAAUUUUAUUCAGAUUCACUCACAUAUCUGAAGAAAAAGGAUGUCAGCUUGGAACCUGCAGAUGUCCCGGAUGUAACCUUACUAAUGGAAGAUAGUCUUGAAGAAGAGAUGAUGUAUUUACAAGAGUUCUGGAAAGGCGAGCUUGAUAAAAUUCGUAAUUAACCAUCGCUUCUCGGGUAUGAGACACACACUCUUGUGUCUGGAAGGACGGAACAGAAAGACGAGCUUUAAAAAAUUAGUAAUGAACCAUUUCUUCUCGGGUAUGAGACACACACACUUGUGUCUGGAAGGACGGAACAGACAUCGAUUCGGCUACCAAGAGAGUUAGUAGAUAAAAUCAAUAACAACGACCAAGGUGUAAGAUCAUCUACUCUUUUCCUCUGUUUCUACCAAAUUCUUCUCCACAAAAUGACGUCUUUAUCUACUAUUCCCGUUGUACUGACUGUGGACAUGCGCCGACACUUUCCAGAGUUAGCCAACACGAUAUUUCUGGGUACAAACUACACACCGAUCGUAACAGUGUUUAGUGACGCACAUGCUACACUGCGAGAAUGUAUUGAAAUGUGUUCGCGGCAAAUGACUCUGGCAUGCACUUACAGCUUGUAUCCGUUUCUGCUUAUCAUAAAGAACAACUCUGAUGUCAGCAACGCUUUUCGCCAUUUCUUCAAUGUCAGAUACAUAUCACAACCUACAUUAAAAAACAGGAAGUACCCAAACCAUUAUAUGGAAAAUAUGGGAAAUAGCACAGGCUUCUUUGAUAAUAUCGAAACGGCUUUGAAUAUUUUCACUGAUUCCAAAACCGGAUAUAUGGAUUUCAUAUUGAGUUACGACCCAGCCAGUGUAAGCUUGGUCACAGCGAAUAACAUGCUUCAUGAUCUUCUGAUAUUAGCCUGUGUGAUCUCCGUGGACUCGGACAUCCAGCUGGACAAUAUUCCCUUGCUGUGCUGUCCAACCAAACCUGCGGACGGAAUGGAUCCACAUCUGUCAGCAGUAAGAUUUUUGAAGGCGACGUCAAACGGCUUGGAACACCCGAAGCAAUUGAGAUUGAUCAGUGUGAACAAUGUACAACACUUAGCGUGGGUCGACAUUGACAGUAUUGGAAGGUCACCCAAGAAAGCGAUUCCAAUUCCUAGUGUCAUUGGUGUUGAAAUGGGAAAUAUGCGCGACUCCUGGCUUUUGAUUAUCCAGACAAUAAAAAGACAAUACUACUUCAAGGCAGACGACUACAUAAUGGUCUUACUCUGGCGAGCAAGAAUUCGAAAUCUGAUAGCAAGGACAAGUGAAUGAAAUAACCUUUAUGUCUAUAUGAUAGUUAGGGGACAUUCUCGUGUAUCUUAAUUAAGUUCUGUAUCAAUGUUUAAUCUUAAAAGAAGGUGGUCAAGAGAUACACAAUAUUCGCCUCAUUCGGGUCAUCCGGAGAUGAUACCUGGCUAAUUUAUAAUUUUACAUCUACGUUUUCAUACAUUUCAGAAUAUCAGCAAUUCUAACCUUCCAAGCGGAAUUUCUAUGCAAAGAUCGAAAUUAUAUAGCCUUUCCCAAAUCUGAUAGUUAGUCAUGCGAAAUAAUAUUCGCAAAAGACCAAUGUGAUUUGUGAAAUCAUAUAGAUUAUUAGUCUUCAAUCAUUUUAAUGCUAUAACCUUAGUUUUCAGUCGCUUAUGCUAUCCCUUCCGGAGAGAAUAUGCAAUUUAUGGCAUUUUUACCCCUCGGCUUGUUAUCAGUAUUUGUAUAAUUAUUUUAUUGAUUAUUAUAAGCUUGAACUAACCUGCAAGAAAGUGUGAUAACUAUGUUAUGAUAUUGUUAAAACUACACUAUUCUAUGAGUAUCUAAUAAACAAAGGGAGAUAAUUUGAUUCGUAUUGACAGAAAUAUUUAUAAGAUCUAAAUUUUUAAGUAGGACAGUUUCGUAGCGAAGGAAUGAAGACCUAAUUGUCUCUACUUUUGCAAUCACGUUGUCGUGGUAUAAUGGCUUACUUGUAAGAUUUGUACAUGAGCUGCCAGGAUUCAAUCAUCGGCAAACUUUUUUUUUUAAUUUUUGCAUUAUUCCUUUUCCGAUAAUAAAAAUGUUUUAAAUAUAUAUCUAAAAUAUAAAUCAAUCUCUAAUUUAAAUAUCAAUCCUUAAUCCAUAUACUUUACACUGGCUAAUGUGACAUCAAAAUGAUAUUGAAACACGUGUAUAUAAAUGCACAAACUAGUAAGUGUUUGUUUUAUACAUUGCGUGAUGUAACUUUCAUUUUUUGGUUUGUUUUUCUUUCAAACUCUAAAGUUUGAAUCAUAUUUGAUAUUUUUAAUUCUUAAAUCUUUACCUUUUUACCUUUUACAUUCUUAUACGAGAUUCAUAUGUUGAUUUACUUUAUAGGUGUGUCUCGUUGUUUUUUUCUUCUGAAAUUGAAUAUCGCCGAAUGUAGAUAUAUCAACUCAGUAUCGAACGAAACAAAGAUAUUUCAUUUGACAGUAACCUGUCAUCAAAAGUUUUGAAUAUUAUUUUCGCAAAUUUCCAAUCUUAAUUUUUUCAAGCUCAAAAUUAUUAAAAAUAUUUCUUCUUGAUAAUGAGCCUUAGAAUUUUCUUACUUUCAAAAAUACAAAAAUGUGACAUAUUUGGUCAUACUUAGGUAUGUUGGAGAUUUUUUUUCUAAAUAAAUAUAUCUUGUGUGUAUUUUUCGUGGUGCUUUAAACAUGAACAGAUUCAUUUAUGUUAACAUAGUUUAAAUUAAACCAUAUAUUUUAGCCAGCAGUAAUUGUUUGUUAAAUAAAAUCAUUGCAAUUUAUUGUUAUUCACCCAUGGCCAGACUGUAUAAGUAUAUGGGAAGUAGAUUUCCUGCUUCGUGCAAAUAUUCCAAGUUGUCGCACUCGAUCGCAAUACUUCUUCAAAAAGUAUUUAGAAAAACAUUUUGUCAUUAAUAUUGUUUUAUUUGAUAUUGUGUUAUUAUUUGUUGGAAUAAAUAUUGUUUGAAUUCGGUAAUCGAAUGAAAGGUUGAUUUAUCGGCUAGAGGGGACCAGCGUUGUGAUAUACACCACAUUCUUGCCUCUGGUGUUCAAAAUGAUAAAAAUGUUGGGAAUCUUUAUUCACUUUUGAAUCUACUUUAUUUCUUAUUUUCGUUUGCAUGAUAUAUAAUAUUUUACAUAUAUAUAUGUUAUACACGAUUGAAACUAUGAUUGACAAUUUGAUAAACAUAUAGUACAUGUUAUAUAUUUUUUGCCUUUUGACCCCGUGUUAUAUGCACAUGUAUAUCUGACAUAAAAAGUGAUUAUGUUAUCAUAUGAUAUUGAAAAAAAAUCUAUAUAGAUUUAUGUAAUAGGCAAUGUUAUAUAGAUAUUGAUGGUAUCAUAUAUUGUAUAUGAUCUUUUUGGUUAACUUUAUGUAUAUUUCUUGAUGUAAACACUACAUUUCACAAAACAUAAAGGAAAGCUAUAUGUGUAAUUUUGAAACUUGGAUAAACUAGGCAGACAUUUGACAGGAUAAUAAUCAAACUGUAUUGUUUUGUUUCGGCAGAUUUUUAAUAUGCAUGACUAAGAAGCACAUCAAAUGAACAAUAUAGGAAAGAGUGUGAAAUGCAUUUUCAGUGGCAAUAUAAAGUAUUGAUAUGAAUAUAUAUAUAAUUUAUUACAACAUUUAGAUGUAACAUAUAAAUGUCCAUUUAAAUUAUCAAAAAUGGAGAUAACGGUAAAAUAGAAAUUGAUAAUUAAGUUACAUGGAAAGAUGAACAGUUGCUGCUUGAGAUACAAGUUCACCAUUAUAAACACUUAUUCUUAGCUAUCAAACCAAAUUUCAUGUUCUAAUCGCCAGUAUAGCCACUCAAAACAACGUACUAUUCCCUAUAGCGUGUGUUACGCAACUAUGUUUUAAGCCCUUUGUUACUGGUUUAUAUUUAGACUGUAAUGAAAAUCAAGUCGCUAUAGCUCAUUGGUUCAUCCUUAAACCAUCUAUAUUAAAGCCAUUGAGAAGUACGUGAGGGAUAUUUCCUAAGCUUCAUACAAAAACAACAGUAGGUGUAUUUCCAUUGUUUUUUUUAUUUCGCUCGUCUUAUUUAGGGUCUUACAAGAAAUCAAAAUGUCUGACAGAAGACUAUCUUGGAUUUUGAUUGUUUAAUGAAGCGCGCUAGCGCUUCAUGUUGAAUUUGCCUUUGUCCAGUUGGCAUUCCUCAGCCAAUAACUUCCAAA